CUUUAGCCAGACUGCCGGUCUACCAGUCUGCCAGUGCAUUCAGUCUCGCUUAAGCCUUGUUGCAGGGCAGUGUGUCUUCGGCUUGGACAGCAGUGAAUUCGCUUGGAUCGAAAUCCCUUCAGCUCACCACAUUUGCAUGUCACCCUUCAUUUAUUUUGUUCUCUUCCAUACUUGAAAGUCAUGUUGCUCCUUGUUUCUCAAAACGCACUGCUUCUUCUUUCCUUUAUUUUCUUUCAAAUUAGUCGCAUGUCCGUCUUCCAAUGUCUGAAUAGAAUUCUCUUUUGAGAUACUUCUCUGUUGCUCGUUCCCUCUGAAUAAAAAAAAUUAAUUAUUCGCUCUUCUCAGCAAUAAUAGCUCUCCUCCUCUUAUCAUCCUUCCCUCUGCUAAUCACCUUCCAAAGUGGUUUUCUUUUCCAGCGCACAAGAGCGUACAGUAUCAGGUAAACCCCACUUCCUUCCCUGUCAUGGAGAAAGAAGACUUACAUGCCACAUUUUUUGGAAGCAUUACGUCGCUUUCCUCCAACAACCUUAGGGAUGGCGAUUUCUUAAACAGAACGUCAUCGACGAUCUUGACGAUUCCUUCUCCAAUGAAGUCAAUCACUGUGCGUGAGGAUGUCUUAGACAGAGUACCGACGACGACACAGCUGGAUGUAAACUGGAAUGACACUGCCGACACGGCGAUACUUGCUCCUUCGCCGGAAGCAACUGUCUUGGGAGGGAGCCUUGGAACAACGGGGAAGCAGUACAUGAAGACAGGGAGAGAAAAUUGGAUGAUUCUGCUGACUUUGAGAUUGUGCGAAAAGGUCCUCAUGACUUCACAUUUCAAGAAAUAUGGUCAAAUGUAUGCAUCAUUUGCAGAUGACGCCACCUCCCUAGCAAAGAGACCGCAUUCGACUCCGAUGAAGAAUCCAAAGCUCAGAACGAGGACCUACCGAUUGAGAUGCUGCUUGGGGAGAAUGAGGAGGCAGGAGUCUCACCUCCCAAAGCAGCCACGGAGGAAGCCGAAGUUAGAAUUUGCUCGAGCAUGGCUGAUGAACUUCCUCACCCUCCAUGGACAGCAUUCACCAUGCCCAACCAAGAAGAUACACGUCCAAGGAUUCACGAUCAAGCAACUUUAUCGACACAUGCAGGAAAGCUGCGUUGCUAAGGGAUGCCUGAAAGAGAACCUUCUCAAAUACGUCCGUUUCACUUCUCUCGUGAAGGACAUGAACAUCUCAAUCGCCAAGCCAAACGCCUUCCUGAGUUGUGGUACAUGGAGAGCUGUGACUGGGGAAGCCCGAAGAGACCUAGAAGGUCUUCGUGAAAGGCAUUUGAAGAUGGCUGAGUUCCAGCGAUCCAACUACACACAUCACAAGGUUCUGACUCUGGAGAAUGGUGAUUGGGUUGCAAUGGUUGUAGAUGGGAUGGACCAGAAGAAAACAAAUCUUCCUCGGUUCGUCCAAGAAGACAAGCAUACGAAUAGCUUGCCAAAGCUUGUCACUCAUAUUGAAGAUUUGAUGACGUGUCUGCAAGAGAUUAAAAGAGGAAGACCUGAAAAUCUUCAUGCUGAAGAAUUGAAUGUCGUCCACAACUUCAAGACUGUCAUCCAGGAUCAUUUUCCACGUCAUUUUCGUGGACAGACCAAACCUCAUUCAUUCCGAUUCAGGAAAUCCAAAGGAAUCACACAAAUGCACAUUCGAUUGCAUGCUGGAGAAGCCUGGUGCCCCAAUGAGCAUGACAUUCAAUACAUCAGGGAGUGCCUUGGCCCAGACCUUGGAUAUGUAUGUCUACAGACGACUCCAGUACUCAAUGCAUGCGGUGUUCUGGUGCCUCCUGAUUGGAAUGCAGCUGGACUAGAGGUGGUGAGGGCAUCCAUCCAAAAUUACUUCCUAGAAAUGUCUGAAGACAAAGUCCACGCUUGGCAUGUGUUUUCUCCAGACACCCAGCAAUCCAUGGAACCAGUACUGUACCUUCUAAAGCUGAGAGACUACAAUAACACUUCAACUGAACAACCUGCCGGCAUAACUCCAACUAUGCAAUCCUACCUGGCGAACAUAAAAAGUCAGAUGCUCGGACCAUUGCAAGAGCCCAUCAUCGUUUCCAUUGGCAGUCAGAGACUGGGCAUAUGUGCUGGGACCAGCGACCUUCAUCCGGGGAUGUUGGCAGUCGUCUAUGCAGAGGAGAAAACCGUCUCCAGGCCCUUUGGAAAAGUGCUGAAGUCGGGAAGGAAGAUGGCGGCGGGAUCUUACGAAGCCGAUCGUCCAAUGGAUGAAGAUUGGGCUCCCCUCAUCCUUCAAUUCUGUGCAAAAGCUGGACUAGAGGUGGUGAGGGCAUCCAUCCAAAAUUACUUCCCAGAAAUGUCUGAAGACAAAGUCCACGCUUGGCAUGUGUUUUCUCCAGAUACCCAGCAAUCCAUGGAACCAGUAUUGUACCUUCUAAAGCUGAGAGUCUACAAGAACACUUCAACUGAACAACCUGCCGGCAUAACUCCAACCAUGCAAUCCUACCUGGCGAACAUGAAAAGUCAGAUGCUCGGACCAUUGCAACAGCGUCUCCAGGCCCUUUGGAAAAGUGCUGAAGUCGGGAAGGAAGAAGGGGGCGGGAUCUUACGAAGCCGAUCGUCCAAUGGAUGA
Messenger RNA from Darwinula stevensoni, 2611 nucleotides. NCBI's taxonomy places the organism in Eukaryota, Metazoa, Arthropoda, Ostracoda, Podocopida, Darwinulidae. The record is from the annotation of a GenBank genome assembly.